Messenger RNA from Funneliformis geosporum, 180 nucleotides. The record is from the annotation of a GenBank genome assembly. NCBI's taxonomy places the organism in Eukaryota, Fungi, Glomeromycota, Glomeromycetes, Glomerales, Glomeraceae.
AUGGAAGAGAAGCUGGGUAAAGAACAAUUACAUGACCUUAAUAAUUUACAAAAAUUAGGAUAUUGUCAUAAGGAUUUUCAUAGUGGAAAUAUAUUGCAAGAUAAAACUUAUUCUUUUGUUUCAGAUUUUGGAUUAACAGGACCAGCAGAUAAGCAAAAUUCGAAUGACAAAAUAUAUGGA